Molecule: messenger RNA, 17119 nt
Organism: Dunckerocampus dactyliophorus (ringed pipefish)
Lineage: Eukaryota; Metazoa; Chordata; Actinopteri; Syngnathiformes; Syngnathidae
Gene: hivep1
Product: HIVEP zinc finger 1
Exons: 8
Coding region: 8358-16274 (2638 amino acids)
Biological process (GO): regulation of transcription by RNA polymerase II
Cellular component (GO): nucleus
Molecular function (GO): zinc ion binding; DNA-binding transcription factor activity, RNA polymerase II-specific; RNA polymerase II cis-regulatory region sequence-specific DNA binding
Source: RefSeq, a predicted model, not a curated record
UAUAAAAAAAUCAUGACCAACUAAAAUAACAAGUUCUCCUAAUAGCAUAAGUUAAACGACAGGUUAAUCUUAAUUCACGAAUCAGAAUCCAAUUAAAUAGCGCUGGCGACUAUACAAUUUGGAAAGCUGCACAUUUUUAUGUGGCACAAACAUCUGUAUGAGAACAUAGUAAAGUGCACAGUAUGAAACUAAUAAAUCCGUGAAAUUAUAAACUGGGCUCAUUCAGCAUAUCACACACGAACGCAGCAUGAAGGAAACAUAUUAGAUUAGACGUAUUAAAGGAAGGCACCUUUCUCCCCCCCGCAUAACUUGCGCUUUUAUUGCAAAUUGCAUAUUUACGAUCCAAAGGCGGAACUUUGAAAUAAUUCCAGGCCAUGGACAUAUUGAGCUAGCAAGCUUGUUGCUUUGUAGAGCACAUCAUCGUUCACACUACCACGCUACUUAUUGUGUUGUACAUGUAACUUCAUCAGACAGACGUUUGAUAAAAAGCUACGGAGUCACAUCACAAAACCCUUUUUCCCUUCUGUUUUUCAUCGCUUAAUCAUUCCCUCACUCCCAUUGUGUCUAUUAGAUUAGACAGCGCUAGUCAUUUCACAGCUAAUUUGUAAAAUUCCAUGCAAUGCCGGCUGGUGAUGAUGAACUACAGCGUAUUGGGACACUCCUCUUGUCGGGGAUUCCUCAGCAUUGCAUCGUCUGACCACAGUCGUGGAGGGAGCGACAGACUUCAGCAGUCCUUAGCGUCCCUUCCAAACUGGUUCGAGCAUGGGGAGUCUGCAAAGAUAUAGAAUGUGUCUGGUGCUGACAGUAACUAUUAUGAUGGCUUAUUACAUGGGUCAGCAGCUGAGGCCUGCAAAACUGCUGGGUCUUUCUCCUCAGCACGCCACAGGAAGAAAGCCGAGAUAUGAUCAGCAGACUUCCUUUAAAGUUGGCGAGGGAUUUUGCACAGCUCGCACAUUUGCUGGCUGCUGGAGUUUGUAUUGUCUGAAUCGGGUAUGAAGAUAAGAACGCUAUUUGAGCUCUAAAGCCAUACAAUCAAAUCUGAGAUAGUUCUCUAAGACUGGAGACAACUAUGUCAAAACCAAAUUAACAUCUAAUAGCAGAGCUCACCCCAAAUAAUUACUAGAGUACCAGAAACUGUUAUAAGGUUACUUAUGAUUGAUGAGAACCACUUCAGGAGUCAAAAGUGAGCAUUGUUAUAUUGAGAUUGACAGAUUGCUUUAUUAGAUUAUGCAGGGGUACCUAAUGUUUUGGGCAUUUAUGGUCAGUAGUGUAAGCUAUAUUACCAGCUACCAUAUUUUCUGGACUGUAAGACGCUCCAGAGUAUGAAUCGCAUCUGUCAAAAAAUGCGCCAUAAAGACUAUACAGUAUACUAUACAGUAAGUCACAUUUAUAUAGAAAUUUAUUUCACAGAAUUCAAGACGGAACAGACAUUUAAUCUGGAAAAGCAAUUAUUAUGGAAUUUGAUUUUAUAAAUUUCCAGAUAUGGGAACGUAUGAUGCUAACUGUCGCAUCGCAGCGGUCUUCGUCGGCGCAUGUAAACACUGUGGAACACAUACACAACAAUGGACAAGCGGCAGCGCACAGUGAUACGAACGGAGAGAAAAUAACGCAGAGCGAUUGAGAGGUCUGACUUUUUUGUGGGCAACUGUUUUGUGAUGCAAAUGUAUUACUGUUUUUUGAAUGCAUAUUCAGCCCUGUUGCUGAUAGUGUGUAUGUGAUUCUGAUUCUGAAGACCCUGGGCAGACUACAUUGACAUGGCAAACGCAUAGAAAUUGAAAUCUGAUUGCACAAAAAAAUGUAACAUACACAUUAAAUACAGGAAGUAGUGCAGCCAAGUGAGACGCUACUUGAAGAUGAUAGACUGUUGGGAAUAAAUGUAUAUAAUUUAAUGGGACAAAUAUUAGAGUUGAAGUUGUAAAUGUAGGUCUGUGCUUCUGGUAGUGGUUAGGCCAGCAGAGAAGGCCUUGCUGGCCCUGACUGCACACCACUGAUAUUGUGAUAUAUAAGUCACACCUGCCGACUAAGUUGCAGGACGAGCCAAACUGAAAAAAAGUGUGUUUUAUAGUUGGGAAAAUACGGUACUCUUGAAAGGUCGACAUAACUUUUAAGAAGAUAGAACCAGUCUAAUGUCCACCCACAGAGUACUCUUCCUGCCCCAUCUUAUUGUUGUCUUUGCAAAUGUCCUUGACUGUUCAAAGAAUGCAUCAGUCUCUCUGAGGGUGUGUGUGUGUGUGUGUGUAUUUGCGCAAAGCCGGGCGUGUACAGAAUGCUGGUGAAGGUGCUCGAGUUACAUAAUCCCCCUCUCACGCAGUGACAAGGAAGAAGGGGGCAGCUGCCGUCUACCAUCUCGUCAUCUUCAUCCCGCUUCUGUUCUUCUCCUCUCUAUCGAGUUAGGAUGCUACAAAGUGCGCGUUGACCUUUGAUAUCUUCCAUCCAACCAGCGUCGCAUACAUCCUCAAGAUCAGUCCAAAGAGAGAAGUGGCUUUCACCUUCAACUUGUCCUCUACUUUUUGGUCCAUCUGCUCACACGCUGUUUUAGUCAAAGUGUUCAGGCUGCUGUGCUGGUGUGGUGUAGUGCAUACUAAUGAUAUCACAACCUCACAGAUGCUAUUCUAUCAGAAACAAAACAACUAGAGCAUGUAUUUUCCAUGCUAGCACGGGGAGCAGCAGCAGCUUGACACAGAAAAGCCGGCAGAGCUUCCUGAAACUAGUAAAUAUUGUGCAUAUGGACUCUUCAUGCUGCCUUGAAAAGCUGCCACUAUGUAGCUGAUGGCGUCCAUUUGGCGUGGUGAGGCCAACGGUGCAGAUUGUUUAGCAAAAUGUGUAUUUUAAGGACGAGGAGGGAAGGUGUCUUGCCGAGGGUGUCGGGUACUUGGCUGGCCGAGAAAUGCAGUUGUGGUGCUGCAGAGUGAGUUUGAUUUACCCCAUUUUACCUCUGCCAAAGAAGUCAUAUUUUCAUAGCUGUUUCUUCCUUAGGAGGAUUAUGCAGGAACAACAAAACUGAUUUUCGCAAGACAAUUUUGUGGUGUGUGUCUGGGGGGGGGGAAUGAAACAACCCGAUACAUUUGAUUGUUUGAAUGAUAAUAAAUAUGAGAAAAAGGUGUGAACCAAGAUUGAACGAUUGCUUAGUUUUUGUCACGAGACACCAGAUGCACCAGAAACACGAUGCACCAGAUUGUAAAUUAAUAUUAAGAAAAGUACAAUGAAAUAAUAUGACUGGACAAACAAACUGUCAUUUAACUGAGUCACAAAACAAUGCAGGUGCAGUUUGAAAUGUUUAUUGUCGUACAAAUUGAUGCUAAAGGAAUAUUGUCAGCAUUUUUUUAGACCGAAUAAUCAACUAAUGCUAUGAUGAUAUAUGAUAAUAAUAAUAUAUCAUAAUAAUGCAAUAUUUCCUUUAAUAUGUAAUAUUUCACUCUGUAAAGUUGUGGAGUUGCUGUUUAUGACUUUGGGCUGUUUGUUUUUUCACAGGCAAUUCCUACUGUCUAUGAAACUUUUGCAGCAUUUCUCGUUAUGAUGGCUUUUCAACUGCAUUAAAGAGCAACAUUUCUUUUGUGAUGUAUUACACUAUACUCUCUGUGAACGCACACCAUUUUUGUCUAGGUGCUGAAACCAAGGCACAGCGUGAACUCUCUUUACCGUCUGUUUCAAUCCAAUUAAAUUCAAUUUAUUUAUAUAGCGCCAAGUCUUUAUCUUAGUCCAAGGAACAUAAAGGGGUGUAUUUGAUACUUAUCAGUGUAUCGGGGUCAGUUCUAACUAUAUGCUUUAGCAAAAAGGUACAGUAGGUUUUGGGUUUACUUUUAAUUAGAGACAGGGUGUCUGCCCCCCGGAUUGAGUCGGGGAGAUGACAGCGGAGCCUGUUAACUAAAGGCUCUACCUGCCAUUCUACUUCCAAAACUUCUACGAGUGGCAAGUAAGUGUAAAUUCUGGGAGCACGGUGUUCUACGGGGUUGAUAGGGUUCUAGGAGCUCUUUAAGAUAUACUGGUGCAUGACUGUGAAAUGCUUUAUAUGUCAGAAGGAGAAUUUUAGCUCAAUUCUAAAUUUGAUAGGUAACCAGUGUAGUGAGGCUAAUGAAAUGUGAUCUCUUCUUCUGGUUGCGGUAAAGACUCGUGCGGCAGUAUUUUGGACCAACUGAAGGGUCUUUAAAGAUUUCGUAGGGCAAUCUUUUACCAGAGAGUUCCAAUAAUCCAACUUGGAGGUCAUCAGCAUCUGGUAGUGGCAGGUAUUUUCAGAUUUUUUGUUGUUUCGUAAAUGAAAAAAUUCUGUUCUGGACGCAGGGCAGUAAAAUCAUUUGCAAACUUGUCUCCGAGGUGCUGGGAACCAAGACGGUGAUUUCAGAUUUAUCUGAGUUUAAUGUUGUCUUUAUGUCUUUAAGACAUGCCUGGUUUGGACAGCCGAUGAGUUAGGUCAGGUUUCAUUGAUAAAUAGAGUUGUGUGUCAUCUGUAUAGCAGUGGAAGUUAGUGGAGUAUUUUCUAAUGGUAGUGCCUAGCACGGAACCCUGUGGGAUGCCAUGACUGACCUUCACGUGUCUGGAAUCUUUAUUCCUAAUAGAUCUAAACUGCAGGUGGUCUGACAAAUAGGACUGAAACCAUUUGAAUGCAGUUCCUUUAAUGUCAAGGGCAUGUUGUUAUCUUUGUAUUAGAAUUUGGUGGUCAUUUGUGUGUCGAAUGCUGCUGUAAGGUCUAAUAAAACUAAUACUCAAACAAGGUCUUUGUCUGAGGCGGUGAGGAGGUCGUUCAUAAUUUUUACGAUUGCUGUUUCUGUGCUGUGGUGCAUCCUAAAUCCUGACUGAAAGACCUCAAGUAGAUGAUUGCUUUUGAAGGAGGCGAAACACAAGGAAAACAGACACGCAUGUGUUCCCAGCAUCAGACCUCCAGUAGGGGAAUCUGGAUCAGUAGCAAAGGUUACACAGGGAGCACUGCCUAGCUAAUAAAAAUGAGUGUAAAACAAUAGAGACAGAUCCAAAGUUAGUGUUAGCAUCUUAUGAUUGAGGUUGUUGAUUAAUCAGCGGUGCAUGGCUAAAGCUAAUGUUCCAGUCUCCCGAAUAAGUCACUCAGCACCGUGACACACCCUCUGCUGCCGUAAAUAUGUCAUUACCCUAUCAAAAAGAAAUACGGUACAUAGAAAAUAGAAGCUAAUAAGGUUCAAUUAUUAACAAACAAUUUGUGGCGAUGCCUGUUUAAUUUACAAUUCUGCAUGUAGCCGUUCCAACCUCCUACUCACGCACAUGGCGAUAUAUGGAGACCGGCAAAAUUAGCCGGUUCAUUUUCAUUUGUGAUGUCUUUAUUUUUUUAUUUAAUUAUGUAUUUACUUAACCUCCUGCACAAAGGUCAGCUGAGUUCCAGCAUACUCCCACAACCCUAAUGAGCAUUAAGCGGCAUAGAAAGUUGAUGGAUGGAUGGAUGUUUUUAUUUCAUUUCAUCACAUAUUGAUCUUGCGAGAUCAUGACAUGAGAUCACUUUGGUUUUCAGAGCUACGAAAAUGCUCAUGUCAUAUCCUACUGUUUUCUUUAACAAAGGAUAGACCUUCUCGGUGCUGAACCGCCGCAUGAGUUGAGUCAACUGUUCUCGCCCUGCCAUGUUCCACCGUUUGCUCUGGUUUCCAACACAACCUGCAACCUUUAUGUUUUUGUUUUUUUUUUUCGUGGGGCUGCAGGACAAUGACACGCUCUGCAGAUGGCAAGAUAGAUGUAUAGCCCCUUUUGUGAAAUAUGUGACCAUCAUGACGAGCACUUCAGCAAACCCCAGCGACAUAAUAAGGGAAAUUUGAGCCCAUAUAAUCGUUCCCUGCUGUCUUAAUAGCUUGGCCCGCGUGGAUGGAAUAUUUUGUCCCUAUUAAGGGUGAGGGAUGAAGGGGCCGCAGCCUUGUCCCUUACUACUCCUUGUUUCCUGCAUACUGAGCAUGACUUCAUGAGUGUCAUUCAGCAUGAGGGGUCUUGUUUGUGGUUUUUUAUAUAAGGAAAGCAAUUUGAUUGAAACACAACCGCUAAUGCAAUAUAUGGUGGGUAGUAAUCACUUACGGUAACCAUACGGUAGUAUAGCAAGCUGUUCAAACAACAAAGCUUGAGUAAAUCUUCUCACCAAUAUCCAAGAAAGGUUUGCAAUAGCAUAGUUGUUUACGCGAAGAAAUCAUGCAGUCUGGUACUGAUUACGCUGAGGGAAGCAUCAGGAUUCUCCGCUGAUGGAAGUACUAUCCCGAGCGUCAUUGUCAGGAGGUGAUAGCGGAAGAAGAGGGAAUCCACCAUUUAUGUGCUACAUGUUUUUUCUUUUCUUUGAUGGACAUAAACGUAACAAACAUGCUGCCCUCUCGCCAUGCGCCUCGGUUGCUGUGUUUCUGCUGGCAGGGUGCCUUUGUUUUGCUCCACGGCAGCUCUGGGUUGGGAACACAUUAUGUAAUCCGUGGCGUGUGCCUGGGAUAGAAAGAGAGCGACAGAGGAGGGUGUGACUUGUUAACACACACACAAUGACAUAAUCCACUGACCUCCUCCAACCGGCCACUCGUGUCCACCCCUCCUCUUGUGUUUUCCUGCCAUGGAAUUAGUGUGAUUUUGGCAACCACAGAAGAACAUCCUUCUUUUUGCCCUCCAAUAGCAUUUGUGUGGUCUAAAACUAAACUGGUGCAAUUGGUCCUCAAGGACUUGCCUCAAACCAUGAUGUCAUUGGUAAGACAGAAAAGCCGUGGUUGGUUUAUUUUUCCGUCUAGUUUCCAUGGUCAUGGGUGGAAAGCUCAUAUUUUUCCCCCUAACAUUAUGAAUGACUAGCAUGAUCAUUGGUAAAAUAAAGAGUAUUACAAUUGACAUGAGCUGAAAAUUUCAUGGUCAGUGGUAAAAUAGAGAAUAUUGAAAUUUGGAGAAGCUGACAUUUCUGUUCAACAUUUACUAAUAUGGCAGCAGCACCUUGCAUGGAAAGUACAAUGAAACCUCAUUAUCAUUAUCAUUCAUUCGUUCCAGAAGGUCCAACUCUAACUAAAAUUUCCUCCCCAAAAAAUAUCAAUCCAAAAAUCCGUUUUAACACAAAACCCAUUUUUCUAGUUUUACAAAUAUAGGUUUACAUACAGAAAAUAUAAAUGAACAUUUAACGUCACUUUAACCGUGAUUGAAGACGUGAUUGUUGGCCAAGACGACAGUGCAGCAGCGAGAUCUACCGAGACGCCGCCUUGUGUUUUGCAAUGAGUCAUUUCUUGCAUUCAAUAGUGUUUCUCAGCUUCUUUAGCAAAAUGCUGGCACCUGCAACGUUCUUUGGCUUCAUUGUGGGUUAUUUUGCACCCGUGAUCAAAAGAAAAGCAGAGUCUUAUGGCUAACUGUGCUAGUUAGCUAAGAACUACAGAGUCAACAGCUGAUGACAUCAUUGACAGGCGACAGAGCUGACUUCCGGUUCCUGUUUCCAUGUAUUGGCAAAUUAAUAGCCUGCAAACAAGGGUGUUUUGUGAUUUAAAAAAUACAUUAAGAAUACAGUUGAACUCACACAGUGUAUUAAUAACACGACCAGACGCAAAAUGUACACAAACCGAGGCAAAAUUUUUGUGUAAACCUUCAACGUUAACCGAGAAACACGCUAUGCUAAUCGAGAUCCCACUGUAAUUAUUUUUAUCAGCUUGCUACCGCCGGUCCUGUCUUCACGCUCACUCGUAGGAUUUGUUUAAGCCUUUAUUUAACCAGGUUAAAAAUCCAUUCAAAAGAAAAAUGUAUUUUACAAGAGCAAUCUGGACCAAGUGGCGGUAGCACAAUAUAAAACAUGGAACAUAUUAAAACCAUAUUACAGACAAUUUACACGUGCACAUAUUGAAACAGCGUAUCACACAAGGUACACUGUCGAAAGAAAUUGAAUUAUACACAAAAUGUGUACACAAUUUCAGCACCACAAUUUUUUGGCAUCAUGUUAAAAUUGUGGAAGUUAUAUUUUCAUAAGAUUUUUCAUGCAACUCCGUCUACUUUUUAAACUUUGUUUUGUAAGGAAUCCCUCUAAAUUACACACACACACACUGCGUGACUCUACUAUGACUAACACACACGACACUGAGCAAGCGUAUCACUUGACGUAUCAUACCAUCAGAGCUGAUUCAUAUCCCGCGCAUCCAUAUGCUUCAUAAGGUGCGUCACCGACUGUAUUCUGGGCCAGCAAUGUGAUGUAUGGAAACAUCCCAAGCAGAGUUAAAUAAUUUUCACUGAGGAGUGUGCCGACAGUGUUUAGUUAUGUGUAUUGAGCUUCUGUGAUAAUAAGACAACCUGAUGACCUUUUGAAAGUUUAACCUGUACAUCAUGCAUAUACAAUUAUUUAAAAAAUGUGGGUGUGGCCGUAUAGUCGUAUUAUGCAAGCACGCUGAUUCCAUAAUGACAGCAGUUUCCAUUAUGGAGCAAUGCACUCUCUCGGCUGUGGAAGAAUAUGUUUUUCAUUUUACAGAUGUUCAUGCUGCAUGGGCCGUGUGGGAGGAAUCCCCUGUAACAUUGCUUUCAUUCUGCCAUCCGUUUACAAUAAAAUCGAAGAGGCACAGAAGGAGCUUAAAGACACAAGCUCAACGAAAGGGAUAUCUGGAAGCAGUCGACGAAUUGAAGAUAACAUCAAAGGCCUGAAGAGGAAAAAGGUUGUUGCAGAGAACAAGCUGAAGAAAAUUCCUAAAUCUCCAGUGAAGAAACCUCUGCAGUUGAAAACUCCCGAAACUACUCACCAAGGACGAUCCCCUAAGGAAAAUAGACCUUCUUGCUCCCCUGCUUCCAACAGUCCUUCCCAUCAUCCUUCAGCAUCACCCACUGGGAAAAGCGAGUCACAGGAUGCGCAGCCUGUUGAACCAUCCCCUGACAAAGGGGCAUCUGUCACUGACCAUGAAAGGUUGAAGCAAGAGGAAACUAAGUCCACGUCUCCAACACACCAACCAGCUGAUGAGGAGGAGGGUUCUUUGAAAGUGGCGCAACCUAAAGACAGUAACACCCACGACUGCAGCAUUGAUCAAAUUUAUAAAGAUCCGUACCACACCAGUGCUCCACUUGAUGUCUUGCUAAAAGCAAUGGAGCCUGACAUUCUUACACUUGCCGAGAGGAAAAAGUCCUUCCAAGUCUCAGGUCAACCCACUGGUGAAUUAUCGAACAUGCCAGCUGUCAAUAUUGGUCUCCAAAGUCAAUCUCAUCCUAUGCAGACAUAUUAUAUUGACAAACAGGGUAAUUUCAUUGGUAUUGCGGCACCAUUACAGGGAAGUGUACAGGCUUCUACGCCGGGUGAGGCUUUACAACCGCUCUCAUUCGCAAAUCAACAUUUUAUUCCUGUUGUUUCUAAUCCAGAAAAGCCAAGCAUUCACAUGAGCUUCAAUACUGGACCGUCAACUAUAACUCAUGCACCUGUUCCCUCAGGCUCAAAUGCUUUGCCAAAAAGUCAGCCUCCAAUUGUGCAAACCUGCCGGUCACUCUCAGCAACUGUUCCCAGCCCCAUUCAGGUGCCAGUUACACCUGGAAACAACCAUGUUCAGAUUACUACUGUAAUGAAUUUUGGUGCUGAGCACAUUUCCAAGGACCAAAAGCCUAAGAAGCCAGGAAAGUAUGUAUGUGAAUACUGCAACCGGCCAUGUGCAAAGCCCAGUGUGCUGCUCAAACACAUCAGGUCACACACAGGAGAAAGACCAUACCCCUGUGUAACCUGCGGUUUCUCUUUCAAAACCAAGAGCAACUUGUAUAAGCACAAGAAAUCCCAUGCUCAUGCUAUAAAACUUGGUCUCAUUGCACGCUCUGAAUCAGGAGGUGGACUGCUACCUCCAGAAUCUGACAAAGCCCUUGGAACUCAUUCAGAGGUGGAGGAGAGUGGGGACAGUGACGAAGAAGGUAGCACUGUGGACCUGGAUCCAGACUCAUCACAGAGCAGUGCAGCAGCCUUGUCUGAAAAUAGCUUACAGAGCUUGGGUACAUCCCAAGGAAUCUAUGGUGAAGCGGACUCAUCAGCUCUGUUCGAUUCAGUGAAACCAACCCAUGCUCAGAGAAAUCAUGAGCCUAAAGUGACAGCUGCACUGCCAAAAGUUGUUGUUUACCCAGUUAAUGUUUCGCCUCUAAGGGCAGAUAGCCCGAGAGUUACAGGUGCAGCGCCUGAACAAGCUGCUUCACAACGCCAACGAGAGUUUCCAACUGCCGCUCUGAGAACAAACAUGAUGGUUCUGUCAUCUCUAAAAGAGAUAGUUGGCACAAGUCCCUCACUAGAUACUGUGAGUGAAGAUGAAGAUCAGCGAUGUAAAUCUCCACUUUUAAGUGGACAUGCUCAGCUUCAGAGGCAACAAGCUACUGACUUUUCUCAACAGCAACAGGCUAAGUGUCUACUCAGCCCUCGUAGUUUGGGAAGUACAGAUUCUGGCUACUUCUCUCGCUCUGAAAGUGCUGACCAGGCAAUGAGUCCACCCAGUCCAUUUGUGAAGAUCACGCCACCAGCUGACAUUGACCUAUCCAAAAAGGAUAUUCCUAAUGCCCCUCCUGUUAUUUCUACAGUAAUGCGUGUGGCAACAGAGCAAAAAUCACAAGUCACAGAGGGACAAAUGCGUCCCCCUUUAGAAACAAAAGCCCUCUCGCUGGAAGAAAGAAUUUCAAAGCUGAUAUCUGAUAAUGAGGCAGUGGUUGACAACAAGCAAUUGGACAGUGUUAAACCAAGAAGGACCUCUCUGUCAAGGAGGGGGAGCAUUGACUCUCCCAAGUCCUACAUAUUUAAAGAUUCCUUUCAAUUUGAUCUUAAACCAAUGGGACGAAGGUCAAGUUCCAGUUCAGACAUCCCCAAGUCACCAUUCACUCCCACAGAUAAAUCAAAGCCAGUGUUUCUUCUCUCCGUACCGUCUCAAUAUCCCCCAAUGGAUUGUUUGCCAAUAACGAGGAGUAACUCCAUGCCGACAACACCAGGACACUCUGCUCUUCCACUUAAUAUUGCUCACCUGGCACACCCUUUGCGAAUAUGUCAUUCUUUUGAUGAGAAAAGUUCAAUAAAUGAUGAUGUAUUUUCAUCUGCACCAUCAACCCCCAAUCCAGCAAUACAUUCCCGGACCUUAGUCAGACAAGCAGCAGUGGAGGACUUUUCCACCAAUGAAGGGCACAGACUUCCAACUGUCCGCUCAAUGGACGAUGGAUAUCAUGCUCUAAACAAUAGCGCAGAAUUAAUGCAAAGAAGUCGAUCUUUUGAGUACAGUCAAGAAAGACAAAGAAAAUUUCAGCAAAAUAAAGGCACAAUGUAUGAAUGUGAAACUUGUCGAAAUCGGUACAGAAAGUUAGAGAAUUUUGAAACUCACAAGAAAUUUUACUGCUCGGAACUUCAUGGACCAAAAAACAAGCCUGUUGUUGUUAAAGAAAGUGAUCAAGACGUUUUUCAUGUGACCACACAGCCCCAUUUAGUUUCCAGAUCAGCUACUGGAUCAGGUUUAAUAGACCAACAGACAUCAUUCAGGAAGAGACGAAAAAUGAAAAGUGUUGGAGAUGAGGAUGAUCAAUCGCCAACUGACACAAAUCCCCCAUGUUCAGUUAGUUUUGAUUCAGGUCAGUUACCUACAGCCCUGUCAAGUCAAAGUUUCCCCCAGCAUGGUGUAAUGGUAGAUAUACAACCCAAAAACAACCAGGCAAAGCUACCUCAAAUUCAACUCAUAGCCCGAGGUGCAAGUGCUUCAGAUUCCAGACUGUCACCAAUUCGAGAGACACAGCUCAGCACUUCUACUAAAGGAGAAAUACAGAGGCAAGGCAGUGGUACUUCAGUUAUCAGACACACCAACUCUCUCAGCAGACCUAGUUCAUUUGAGACAGAAUCUACAGAUAAGGGUUCUCCGCUAGACAGCAAGGAAAAGGACCCUGUGAAAUCCAAAACAGAUCUAUCAACAGCUAACAGCUAUCAUGACAAGUUAUCAAACCAGAAGAUUAUAGAAGCUGAUUAUGGGAAUCCACGAAUGGACCAUUGCACCGACGGUACAUUGGCAGCAACGGGCGAAACCUCUACUCCUGCCCAUCAGUGUCGUCUAGUUCGUCAAAACAACAUCCAAGUUCCUGAGAUUUUGGUCACAGAGGAGCCUGACAGAGAACAUGAAGCACAGACUUCUGAGCCAGCAGAAAAGGCUGCAGAUCAGUUCAGCUGGCCACAAAGAAGCGAGAGUUUGUCAAAGUUACCGGCUGAAAAACUUCCACCAAAAAAGAAAAGAAUUCGUCUUGCCCAAAUGGACAACUCUUCAGGUGAAUCCAGCUUUGAGUCAAGCCUCUCACGAAGCCUGAGCAGAGACAGUACUCUCUCACACUGUUCCAGCAUUUCAGCCUCCUUUGACAGAGAAGAAGCUUCCCGAUCAGAGAGUCCAUCAAGAGGGGAGUGUGUCAGCAGAAUUCCAGAGCCGCAAGGUCAACCCAAAGUAUUUAGCACACUUGGUGUACCUGGAGCGAUGAGGCGCGCUGCAUCCGAACAGAUCAAUUGUACUCAACCCUCAGUGGAAAUUUCAUGUGACUACCGUAGCAAGUCUUUUGACUGUGGCAAUGUAUCCCCCAGGAGAGGUCAGUCACCUGUUGGACAGCCUAAAGGUGGACCAAUCACCCAAGGCGCCCAGGUUCCACUUAUUGAAAGGAGGCGGGGGCCAUUAGUUCGUCAAAUGUCUCUCAAGAUAUGCCCAGAUAAUCAGCAGCCUGUUAGAAAAGUCAUAACUCUCGACAAAGCUCCAUUUACAAGUGCAAACUCUGUAAACCAAAAUAGAUCUCAACCGAUUCAAAUUGUCAAUAGAUUUCCUAUGGCCCAGCCUGCUGUCCUACAAUCUGGAGAAGUACCCCUGCAAAGAAAUGAGCAAAUGAUCCAAAGUAUUAAUUUGGGCAGCCCGACACAGCAACCCCAAAUCUAUGGCCUUCCACACCCUUGGCAUCAAACAUCUAGAGUUCAAGUAUGCCAAAAGGUACAACAACCUGUGAGCCAGAUCAUAGUUGGUUGUGAGAACGCCCAAAACAAGCUGGCUGACUUAGAAGAAAACAAAUGUUAUGUGCCCAAGUACCAAUUGCCAUUUCCAACUCAAAGACCAACUCAAACAUUUUCAUUCACAAGCACACGGGGAUCUCACAUAGCUUUGCCAGUUUUAACAAUGCCCAUUGCCAAUCCGAUUUUGAGCAUUUCAAAAUCAUCAGAUGCACUCAGAAAUGUGUACACUGCUCAGCCCAGUCAGAAGGCCUCUGAUAUUAAGAACAAAUCUGUUGUUUUGCCUGUUGAGCAGCAUAGGGACUCAAACAAUCCGGCCCAACCAGGUGGUAUUCCAUUGCCACAAAUCCUGAUAACUCAUGAGCAGAUGCACACUGCUCCCUCUGUCUCCAGCAAAAACACCCUUCCAGCCACUCAUAUUGUAGAUGCUGAAACUCAUGCUGCACCAAGUAUAAAGAAGGAUUGCACUCAAUUUGUAAAUAUUCAUAACAAUACUGGAGAAAGAGUGUCGUCUCUGGGGUCUUUGCAUUGCACACAGAAACUUGCAGCAGUGGCUCUUUGCCCACAACAGGAGCCUAUUGCUUCAAGUAAAAGAAUGCUGUCACCUGCCAACAGUUUGGAUAUCUACAUGGAAAAGCACCAAAAACGAGCUAAGGACGAGCACGGUGUGGCCUGCCUUACUGACGGCAGAUCAGUCAAUUACCUUAAUUCCAAUUUGUCGGACGCGACCAGACAGCGGAAACUUACACUUGUAAGGCAGGUGUGUACGACUGAGCCAGUAGACAGUCCCAUUGAAACAGAGGCCCCUCCUUUGCCUCAAGUUAAAACAGAUACUGAGAAGGACCUUGAUGAUGUUAAACCUAUGUCACCUGACAGUACUGGUCUGGAAAAAGACACAAGCACAGUUAUUCCCGAAGAGGCUGGCCCUGCCGUAAAUACCUCACCUGAUUGUCAGGGUUCCUCUACACCAGCCAGUAACUCUCAGAAAACUCAAGAGAAAGUGGAGGAGCAGAGGUGGAAUCCCAUCAAAUCACCAAUAAGACCCUCAAGUUUCCAUGGUGGUCAAGUAAAACUGACCACAUCUGUUUCCGUGGUUAACACAAAAGACAGCCAUCGCCUCUCCUUCCCAAGCCUAAAGACUACCACCACUUUCACAUGGUGCUUUUUGAUGAAAAGAAAAUCACUUCACAAGCUACAAAGUGACCUGAAGACCUCCGCUUAUGCUGCCUGGGCAGUGAACCCAAAUAAUCCAAACCCACUUGGGUUGCCCACAAAGGUGGUCAUGUCGCUCCUUGACUCCAAACAUACCUCCAAAAAAAUCCACUACACUUCAGCUAUAAGAACAACUGGAAAAUCAGACAUCUUGUCUUACUCUGGCAAGCUCAAAGAUGUCAUGCCAAGGGCGCCAUUGACCCAGAAGACUUUAUCAGUUGAAGCCAGAAGUAAAGUGCAAACAGAAACUCAUUCAAGCAAUGAGUCAGACAAGGAGGUGGCAUCAAAAACAGAACCAAGGCGUAUUAAAAUCUUUGACGGCGGAUACAAAUCCAAUGAAGAGUAUGUUUACGUACGUGGGCGAGGGCGCGGUAAAUACAUCUGCGAGGAAUGUGGGAUCCGCUGUAAGAAGCCCAGCAUGUUGCGCAAACAUAUUCGCACCCACUCUGACGUUCGGCCAUAUCACUGCAUCCACUGCAACUUCUCCUUCAAGACUAAAGGAAAUCUCACCAAGCACAUGAAGUCCAAGGCACACAGUAAGAAAUGCAUGGAAAUGGGGGUGCCCAACGGACUCAUUGAGGACCAAGACGCAGAGGAUUCAGGAGACCGCAGUCAGGUGAGCAGCGCUGACCGCCAAGAUUCAGACGGCGACGACUCCGACGGCCCUGAUGAGGAAGAGAAUGAGGACAACGAUGAGGAAGAGGAGGACAGCCAAGCGGAGUCGGGCCUGUCCACGAACCCGUCUGUCUCUGCCAGCCCGCAGCAUAUUCCAUCUAAAGAGGCUGAGGUCCCGCCCAGUGCCCUCCUGGCACAGAUGUCAAUCAGCUCCAUUUCACAGCCUUUUGCUCCUGAACCCCACACAUCAGACUCACAAUCCGUCCCCAUCGUGAACCCUUUGUCCCUGAGUAGGCAGAUGUCUAUCUUGGGGUCCUGUCCUAGCUCGGCGCCCCUCUCUUGUAGUUCUCUUCCCGCCACGACGGACUGCAACAUCUCGGACACAGAGUCAGUGCACAUGAUGAGCCCGGUGUCACCGUGCAGGCAGAUGUCCAUCGACUACCCGGACUGUGAUGUGCCUCCCAGCCCGCCAGUGCCAGGGAUGGGCUUUAGACCAAGCCAGGAGCCCUCUUUUGCUGCUCAUCCCAUGGCAACAACUGAGUCUGGCUUACCAGUGGACCGCAGCACACAGACCUCCACUUCGCAAAGUCCCACACAUGUUCCCCUACAAGGUUUGUCUCAAGCCCCAAGAAUGGAGACGCAGACCCACCUCUUCAGUCACCUGCCUCUGCAUUCCCAGCAGCCUUUUCGCUCCCCUUACAGUAUGAUUCCUGUCGGGGGCAUCCAACUGGUGCCUGCUGGACUGGCAGCUUAUUCUACUUUUGUGCCAAUUCAGACCGGUCCUGUUCAGCUCACCAUCCCAGCCGUUAGCGUUAUCCAUCGAAACGCAAGCCCGGCACCGAGCUCUUCACCCCAGCCAGACUUGCAGCCGCUUGUGGUACAGGAGCCCAUCAGUAACGUGGUGCCCUGCUUCCCUGUCAGCCAGGUCACUGACUUACAAGGUCAGACAUUGCAGCCGGUAGGUUUGGAGACACUCAACCUAAUGGGCCUGACCAACGCAGGGCUCACACCCGCCCAACUCGUCCCCCAGCAAGGGGUCGCCCUGCAGGUUUUAGCUGCUAGCCCCACCUCCCAAAGCAGCACCAGCACCCAAACACACAUCCCAGGCCUGCAGAUAGUAAACAUCGCCCUGCCUGCCAUCAUCCCCUCCCUGAGCCCGCUGCCUGCCCUUAGUCCUCUUUCUGGGUCGUCUGAGAGGCAAGGGAGCCCUGACACACUCGGAGCACAAUCAUCUCAAACUGAAAGUCCUUCAGGUUGCAUGGCCACCUCCCCGCCUGCACCUUUGACACACUGCACCUCGGUAGAGUUGACCCCAGGCAGCAGGUUGAGCCCUGGAAGGAGCAGCCCAGGAGAACACCUCACACAGACUUUGGAGAGGACGGAAGGGUCCUCACGGCAACACCCGCCCCCAAAAAGUCCAGCACAUUGCGUGGCAUCCCCCAAGGGAGGUGGAGGCGAUGCUGCACCGACGAGAGCGCCACCAGUGUCCACCUGGCAGAAGGUCAUGGAUGACUAUAAUGAGGUUUCCAGCGACGACGAAGACAGACUGGUUAUUGCCACCUGAGAAGACCCCUCACGUACAAAGCUCUUCUUUGUUCACUUUUUUUUUCUAAUUGGAGUCACUUUAAGACUGAGAACACUUCUUCAGGGGUUUGUUUCUUCACAAAUCACCUUUCAAAGCACAGAUGCUGACAUUCAUAUUGUAUGUGCAAUCAUAUGGCAAUUAUAAUGAUGACCAAUCCUUUUGUUUUUACUUUCUUUUCUGUCAGCUCCACAAAAUGUUUUUGUACAUGUUGUAUAGACGAUUGUGCCUUUUAUGGAGUUUGUUGUUUAGGGACCUGUACAUAAUUCCUUAUAAAUUCAGUACUUGCUUGUGUUUACAUACUGUAUAUAUAUAUAUAUAUAUAUAUAUAUAUAUAUAUAUAUAUAUAUAUAUAUAUAUAAACAAAACAAAAAAGGAGGCUUAACAAUGGAGGAUAUCAGUUUUAUUUUGGAGGUUUUCUCAUUCGUAAAUUGAUGGAAUUGUCGUACUGGUAUAUGUACAUUUCUAUGGAUUAUGGGGCAGUGUUUAUGUGUACAAAUAUUGUGUUCAGCUAUUUAUUAUAUUCCAACUAGUGCCCAUUAUGAUUUAUUGGUCCAUAGGUAUGUGCACUUGGUAGCUUUACAUUGCUGUAUCAAUAUUCUCAACUGUAUGAGUAAAGAUUUCGUUACAUUCAUUAUGUCAUGUUGUUAUUAUAAUCCUGCACUGUACUUAUUCUAAUGUUAUUGCUCAACAUUGAGAGUCUAUUUAGAGCCUCACUGAGAGACAACCUCAUGCCCUUCUCAGCCUCUCAUUGUAAAGUACUUAAUUAGAAAUCAUUUGUUUAUCAGCUGAACAGCACUUGGUGGAAUAUUAAACGGCGUUUAUUU